Messenger RNA from Humulus lupulus (European hop), 441 nucleotides. RefSeq lists its product as uncharacterized. The transcript has 2 exons. Gene Ontology annotation, molecular function: zinc ion binding. The record is from RefSeq and is a predicted model, not a curated record. Lineage: Eukaryota; Viridiplantae; Streptophyta; Magnoliopsida; Rosales; Cannabaceae. Bases 1 to 441 code for a protein of 146 amino acids.
AUGGAGAGGUCAAAGAACAUGGGGCAACAUCAACCAAUGUUUAGUUCAUCUUUUCCGGAAGGCCACCAUGAAAAUACCGUGAAUUAUGCUAGUGAAACAAGCAUUGAAGGAUCGAUCACUGGGAUUAUUGUAGAUGAAAGCCGACGAAAAUAUGCUUGUGGAACUAGAGUCGUGAUACGAACUGCAUGGACGAGAAACAAUCAUGGUCGACAGUUUUAUGGGUGUUCAAACUAUUCGACUAGUGACCAUAGUGAAUGUGGUCACUUUAGCUGGUGUGAAUCAAAACUGUCUAACAGGUCUACAGAUGCAUUGCGCAAAUUGCUUGCUCGUAUUAAGGAAGAUGAGAGGAAAUAUGGAGAGUUGGCAUUGACUUGCAAACGGCUUAUGAUAUUUAUCAUUUUCUUGUCAUUGGUUUUUCUAUGUAUUUUAAUAUUCGUUUAG